This is a messenger RNA of Clonostachys solani, 309 nucleotides long. NCBI's taxonomy places the organism in Eukaryota, Fungi, Ascomycota, Sordariomycetes, Hypocreales, Bionectriaceae. The record is from the annotation of a GenBank genome assembly.
AUGACGGAGACAUUCCUUGCAUAUGGCCAAGAGUUCGGUGAAGGAAGUCGAGAAGACUUCCUUGUCAAUUUUAAAGAGGCCAUGGCCAGGACCGAGCGACGUGCAGCCAACGAUAUGGAGUAUAACCAAGCUGCUGCAACAAUAAACACGGACAUCGCCACUACCAAUGUUGAGGUGUCUCCCGAGCUAGUUGCACCCGAUGACCUUCCUGAGGACCAGGAUGGGGAAGCCAUGCUACCACGACUUGCGAAGCAUGACGAGGAGCGUGGGAUCAUCGCUACUGAUGAUGAUUCAAUGAAGAACCGAUGA